Setaria italica (foxtail millet) is the source of this 2191-nucleotide messenger RNA. RefSeq lists its product as uncharacterized. Bases 1221 to 2012 code for a protein of 263 amino acids. The record is from RefSeq and is a predicted model, not a curated record. The transcript is spliced from 3 exons. NCBI's taxonomy places the organism in Eukaryota, Viridiplantae, Streptophyta, Magnoliopsida, Poales, Poaceae.
CUGUGCUUCAUCCACAUUAACCAUCUCAAUGAACUCAGUGUGCUUCUUUUGUUAUUCUAAACAUCCGUGUUGCAUUCCAACAGAGAGUGGGGGACUGGUUGUCUGGGAUAGAUUGUUUGGGGCAGCCCAUCAGUCCAAUGCCGCAGCAGAAGGCGUGGGAAGCUUGUAUGGCCUGGCCUAUGGAGCAGUCAGGUAUCACCCUCUUUCGCCUCACAUGGAUCAAUGAAAGGAAAAGUUUAGUAUACCCUCACGCCAUUUCAAAUUUUAAGUCAUUUUUAUUUUGUUCUAAAUCAAUCUUCUCUAACUUUGAUCAUGUUUGUUCAAAAAUCAACAUAUAUUUAUAACAUAAAAGUAACUUAACAUAUAGAUAGUGCAUUUAUUUGAUAUGAUAGAUGUUAAUACAUUUUUCUAUAAACUCGAUCAAAUCUACAGAAGUUUAACUUUGUGAGAGUACAUCUAGACCCAUAUGUUUUUGGUGAGUUGUAUGCCAAAACGAUUAGAGGACUAACUUGUCUGAUAAAAGUUUUGAGUAGGAAUUUAUUCUUAUUAUUAUUGUGGUAUUAUUGCUUAUAAGAUAUGUGAUUAUUUGAUGACUCAUAUUGAUAGCCAGAAGCAACUGUAUGAUCCCAAUAAAGAAAAAAAUUGAGAUAUAUGAUGAGCAUGUGGGCGAAUGAUCUUAUAGAUAUGGUUACAUGUAUGAUUAUUAGUCUCUAAUUAAUGGGAAAGCUUUUGGCACAUGAUGGGAUAUCAAAAUUAAAAACGAUGAUGACUCAUAUGAGAAGAAAUGGCAAGCUAGUGUGCAUGAUUAAGAGACAUAGUUUUAUGUACUAUCAUUGGCCUCAUUAAUUGAAAGCUUGUGAACAAGUCAUGGCAUAUUCAAUUGAGAAACAAAAAUCAAGUAACUGAAAGACAAGGAUUUAAACAGGUAUUUAUGGUUGUUGUCAAAGCAAAAAAAUCAAGUAGUUUAUUAGAUGGGUAUUCAUGGUUGAUAUCCUUGUAUAUAUAUAGAAGUUUGGUUUGUUCCAUAACUCGUAGAGUGAUUGUUACAUAUUUAUCGGGGUUCCCUAUGUAAAACUGGCUAGACCAGUUUUGGACUGACAGUGUGUUUGAGUUUUGUUAAUUAUUGCAGGAUUUGCCUAUUCGCUCCACCUAGGUGACAUCUCGGUACCCGUGCUCUGCUUGAGGCUGGGAAGCUAAGCAGGGAGGGCUAUUACGGCGGCAUGGUGCAUGCGGUGUUCCUCGUUCAAAAGAGAUUCAUGUGGGCCAAUACAUUCCGAUUGGAUUGUUCGGUGCUGGGGCAGCCCUCCGGCCCAGUGACGAAGAGGAAGAGCUGGAAGGGUUGUGUGCGGCCCAUGAAGCAGACGGUUCCGGAUACCUGUGCGAUUAUGGCCUGCAUCGUGGCCGUGGAGGGGAUGCACCGCAAGGUGUACGAGGCGUCCCACGGCAAGGGCAAAUUCGCUUGGAAGGCCGCGGAGGUUUGGCCGGAGAUCCUGCGGGCCAUGUGCAAGGGACAAAACAUCUGGAAGGAAGGCGAGGGAGCCAAUACGGGCAGAGUGUUAGACGAGAUAAUACGCCUUCGGGGCGUGGGGAUCGCCAGCGACGAGGUGCCGAUCACGAUGCCGCUGCGCGCCUGGGAGCAGCACGUCGGCGACGAGCUGCUUACCCCGGAGCGCGUGGCCGCGCUGCUAGACCAAGGCCCCUGCGUCGGCCGUCUCUGGGUCUGUCCAUGGUACUAUUGGUUCGACACCGCGAAGAACAAUGAUGACUGGAUCUACCGUGGCUGUGGCCGGGACAAAAGGCUCAGGGACGAAAGCAGAAAGCUCUACGGUAAGAAGGCGACGGGCUCGCAUGCUGUUGUCUGUUUCGGGUAUCGGUUCUGCAAAACGGGAAAUGGUGAGGAGACAAUGUGUGUGCUGGUGAUGGACAACCACGACAACGAAGGCCCGCAGCGGUGGAUCGACGUUGAAGAGCUUGAUGCGAUCUACACCCUGAGCGUGGACUGCCUAGCCUAGCUAUUUGUAAUAAACUAAGUACUACGAGGCUGUUCAGUUGAACCCAUAGCAGACAGAGGUAGGGUUUUGUAAGCAAGCUAUUGUGGAUCGAUGAUGUUGGUUGUACAUGGGUUCAACAUCAACAACCUUGGCUAUGCAACAUGUAAGCGCCAUGCAAGGAGCUCUUCCUUACAUAUAUA